Molecule: messenger RNA, 9863 nt
Organism: Lampris incognitus (smalleye Pacific opah)
Lineage: Eukaryota; Metazoa; Chordata; Actinopteri; Lampriformes; Lampridae
Gene: abca2
Product: ATP-binding cassette, sub-family A (ABC1), member 2
Exons: 49
Coding region: 338-7933 (2531 amino acids)
Biological process (GO): lipid transport; transmembrane transport
Cellular component (GO): intracellular membrane-bounded organelle; membrane
Molecular function (GO): ATP binding; lipid carrier activity; ATP hydrolysis activity
Source: RefSeq, a predicted model, not a curated record
UGAUUCUUCAAGCGACAAGGAUGACGGCGCACAAACAGUGUGGGCAUCUGCAGAGUCCUGGCACUGAAAUACUCAUAUUAUCUCCAGAUAGGUGGCAAAAAGAAAAGGCAUCCGUCAUCCUGAGUGAAAAGCCCUCAGAACUGAAUAAAUAAGAAGCGUGACAUGACUAAGCUUGACGUCUCGAAACACAGGCUGCUUCAUGACCACACAACGCGAUGCAUCGUUAUCUAGCGCUAUUUCACCAACCUGUAUUUCAGCUCUGUGGGACGAUAGCUUCGCUUGUGAUAUGUAUAUAUAAUGCGUAAAUAGGGCAUCGCAUUUGGUUAAGAGGAAAAAAAUGGGAUUUCUGCACCAGCUUCAUCUCCUGCUAUGGAAGAACGUCUCUUUGAAGCGGAGGGGACCGUGGGUGUUGGCCUUUGAGAUCUUCAUCCCACUGGUCCUCUUCUUCAUCCUUCUGGGCUUGAGGCAGAAGAAACCAGCUAUUCCCGUCAAGGAAGCCUUCUAUAGCGCGGCCCCCCUGACCUCAGCAGGCAUCAUCCCCAUCAUGCAGUCGCUGUGUCCAGACGGACAAAGGGACGAGUUUGGUUUCCUCCAGUACAAGAACUCCACUGUGACCCAGUUGCUGGACCAGAUCAGUGAGGUGGUGGAGCAGAACCACCUGUUUACCGCUGACCGGCCCGGUUUGGGUCAGGAGCUGGAGUCCCUACAGCAGCACCUAGAGAGCCUGAGCUCCACCUCCUCACCGCUGGACCACUACUACAACAGCACCCAAGGAUUUACGUUGGCCAGCGUGUUGAAGAAUCAGUCAGUUUUCCACCAGUUCCUGAUCAGGAACCUCUCGCUGUCCAAUAACAUGGCCAGCCUUCUGCUGGACACACCCAUCAGUCUGAGAGAGGUAUACCACCUUCUGUUUGGUAUGUAUGCCAGAGAUGGUGCGGCAGGACACAGCUUGGUUCAUGGGGCAAAAGAUUACGGGCACAAGCCUGGAGACCAUGUCCUACAUUAUGAGGAGAAGUUUCUCGGGGGGUUACAUAGUCUGGAUGGAGGCCUUAUCAACAAAGCUUUGCAUGACCCCACCAAAGCGUCCCACCGGCAGGCUCUGCUCAGACUCCUGUCGCAGGCUUUGGGCCUGCAGAGAGUUGGAGGAAACCAGAGAAGUGACCCGCAGGGGCUGAAGGAUGUGGAGGGGGUCCUUCUGACUGGUUCCAUGCUGGAGCAGCUCACCUGCGGACAGGGUGGGACUAAUGAGCUGAGUAAGAUCUUUUUGGUCCCUGAGAAACAGAAGUCAGUGCUGCAAGCCUAUCGUGGCAUAGUGUGCAAUGGGGAGGAAGGUCAAAGGUCGCAGUGGUUCAUGGAGAUGAGCGAAGAGCUACGAGAUCAGAUAAACAUGCAGAGGGUCAUUGAGAAGCUCCAUCUGGAGCAGUCUAACUCCUCAACCCCGCUCUCUCGGGCCAGCCUCCGGGCUCUGCAGAGAGACCUAGCGGAUUUGGAGAGGCUCCUCAAGGACGUGGACCUCCUCUCUGGCCUGGCCCGUCUGCUGCCCAAAGGAGCUUGUGCUGGCCACGCCUCUGCCUCACCCACUAACCUCACCUCUUGGGCCCUCAACACCACCACAUGGGGACCCAACAUGACCGACAUCCCUGGAGAAGAAGGGGAGGAAGGGUCCGAGGGAAGUGGUAAGGGAGGCGGGGGAGAAAGAGGAGGAACAGGGAAGGAGGAGCCAGAGAAUCCCCAUUCUCAGUUUUCUGCUUUUGUGCAACUUUGGGCGGGACUUCAGCCGAUCCUGUGUGGGAACAACAGGAUCAUUGAGCCGGAGGCUUUGAAGCAGGGGAAUAUGAGUUCUCUGGGCUUCACUAGCAAAGAACAGAGGAAUCUGGGUUUAUUGGUGCACUUGAUGACUACAAAUCCCAAGAUCCUCUACUCUCCCAUUGGCUCCCAGGUGGAUAAAGUGAUUCAGAAGGCCAAUGAGACAUUUGCAUUUGUGGGGAAUGUGACUCACUACGCUCGGGUCUGGCUGAACAUCUCUGCCCAGCUAAGGACUUUUCUGGAGGAGGGCAGGCUGCACAACCACCUGGCAUGGCUACAGCAGUUGUCCUCAGAGCUCCGCAGACACCCAGAGCUGCUCAACGCCACCGACAGUGAACUGAUGCAGAUCCUACUGGAGGGAAAUUACAGCCUCCCCAACACCUCCACCCUGCUGGAACAGCUGGACACCAUAGACAACGCGGCCUGUGGCUGGACGCAUUUCAUGUCCAAGGUUAGUGUGGACAUUUUCAAGGGCUUUCCAGAUGAAGACAGUAUCGUCAACUACACCCUGAACCAAGCCUACCAGGACAAUGUGUCUGUGUUUGCUAGUGUAAUUUUUCAGACUAACAAAGAUGGCUCCCUGCCACCGCACGUCCUAUACAAAAUCAGACAGAAUUCAAGCUUCACAGAGAAGACCAACGAGAUCCGCCGAGCCUACUGGCGUCCAGGUCCCAACACUGGGGGAAAAUUCUACUUCCUCUAUGGAUUUGUCUGGAUCCAAGAUAUGAUGGAGAGAGCCAUCAUAAACACGUUUGUGGGCCAUGACGUGGUGGAGCCUGGCAACUACGUUCAGAUGUUUCCCUAUCCGUGUUACACCAGGGAUGAUUUUCUGUUUGUAAUUGAGCACAUGAUGCCUCUGUGUAUGGUCAUUUCUUGGGUUUAUUCGGUGGCCAUGAUGAUUCAACACAUCGUUGCCGAGAAGGAGCACCGCCUCAAAGAGGUGAUGAAGAUGAUGGGUCUGAACAACGCAGUCCACUGGGUAGCUUGGUUCAUCACCGGCUUUGUCCAGCUGUCCAUCUCUGUCACAGCUUUGACUGCCAUCUUGAAAUAUGGUCGGGUGUUGCUCCACAGUGACCCCUUCAUCAUCUGGCUCUUCCUCACUAUUUACGCUGUAGCCACCAUCAUGUUUUGUUUCCUGGUGUCAGUGAUCUACUCCAAAGCAAAGCUAGCUUCAGCCUGCGGUGGGAUCAUCUAUUUCCUCAGCUACGUGCCCUACAUGUAUGUGGCCAUCAGGGAGGAGGUGGCCCAUGACAAGAUCACUGCCUUUGAAAAGUGCAUUGCUUCUCUGAUGUCAACCACAGCCUUUGGCCUGGGGUCAAAGUACUUUGCCCUGUAUGAAGUGGCUGGAGUCGGCAUCCAGUGGCGCACCAUCAGCCAGUCACCUGUAGAGGGGGAUGAUUUUAACCUGGGCCUGUCAAUGAUGAUGCUCAUCAUUGAUGCCAGUGUCUAUGGGGUACUCACCUGGUAUAUAGAAGCCGUGCAUCCAGGCAUGUAUGGGCUUCCCCGCCCCUGGUACUUCCCCCUUCAGAAAUCCUAUUGGUGUGGCAGUGGAAGGGUGGAGACAUGGGACUGGCCAUGGUGUAGCGGCGGGACUGCCAGGCUGAGCGUGAUGGAGGAGGAUCAGGCGUGUGCUAUGGAGCACAGAAGAUCUGAGGAGAUGCGGGGUAUUGAGGAAGAGCCCAGCCACCUGCCACUGGUAGUGUGUAUAGACAAACUGACCAAAGUCUACAAGACUGGCAGCAAGCUGGCCCUCAACAAACUGAGCCUCAACCUCCAUGAAAACCAGGUGGUGUCCUUCCUGGGACACAAUGGGGCAGGCAAGACCACCACUAUGUCCAUUCUGACAGGUCUGUUCCCACCCACAUCCGGCUCAGCAACCAUAUAUGGUCACGACAUCCGUACAGAGAUGGAGCGUAUUCGGCAGAAUCUGGGCAUGUGCCCCCAACAUAACGUGUUGUUUGACAAGCUGAGCGUUGAGGAGCACCUCUGGUUUUAUUCCAGGCUCAAAGGCAUGGCUGAAGAAGACAUACGCAAGGAAAUGGACAAGAUGAUUGUUGAUCUAGAGUUAUCAAACAAGCGCCACAGCUUGGUGCAGACGCUGUCCGGCGGGAUGAAGAGGAAGCUGUCGGUGGCCAUUGCUUUCAUUGGGGGCUCAAGAGCCGUCAUUUUGGAUGAACCCACAGCAGGGGUGGACCCCUAUGCACGCAGGGCCAUCUGGGACCUUAUCCUCAAAUACAAACAAGGCCGUACCAUUCUGCUAUCUACCCAUCACAUGGAUGAAGCUGACCUCCUUGGAGAUCGCAUAGCCAUCAUCUCCCACGGCAAACUCAAGUGCUGCGGUUCACCACUCUUCCUCAAGAGCACUUACGGAGAUGGAUACAAACUGACUCUGGUCAAAAAACAGAGUGAAAGCCUAGACCAGAGCUGCCAGCUGCAGCCUCCCUGCUUCCUCUCUCCGUCAUCGCUUCUCUCACCUUGCUCUGAGGUGCAGGUCACCCAGUUCAUCCGCCGGUUUGUGGCAUCCUGCUUACUGGUGUCUGACUCCAACACCGAGCUGUCCUACGUGUUGCCCUCAGAAGCUGUGAAGAAGGGCUGCUUCGAGAGGCUUUUCCAGGCUUUGGAGCAGAGUUUGGACAGCCUGGCCCUGACCAGCUUUGGGGUAAUGGACACCACAUUGGAGGAGGUCUUCCUCAAAGUCUCUGAGGAGGACUUGUCACUGGAUAACAGCGAUGCUGAUAUGAAGGACUCUCCCGGCGGCAGCUCUACGGGUAAACCUACAGCAGUAGCAGGAGGCUUGGGAAGACCUCAGGGUGAUGCCAGCCCGAUGGAGGUGUGCGAGAGGCCGGAGGUGGAACUGAACAACCUGGUGAUGUGUUCAAGGCUCAGCCAGAGCCAGUCCUCCCUGAAAUCCUCCUCCUCCAUAGGCUCAGUGAGAGGUGACGAGGGUGGGCUCUACGCUGACUUUUAUGGGGACUACUGCCCCCUCUUCAACAACGGCCAGGAAUCUGACUCUGCUAGUCUGAAGGGGGAUGUGGACAACCCCCCGUCCCCGGAGCCUGAGCUCUUGGAAGGGCAGGGCAGUUUCAAACUGGAUGGCUGGUGGUUGAAGCUGCGCCAGUUUCACGGUCUUAUCGUGAAACGCUUCCACUGUGCCAAGAGGAACACUAAAGGCCUUUUCUCUCAGAUCCUCCUGCCAGCCUUCUUCGUCUGCGUGGCCAUGACCGUGGCUCUCUCUGUACCUGAGAUUGGAGACUUGCCACCCCUGAUCUUGUCUCCAUCUCAGUAUCAUAACUACACCCAACCAAGAGGCAACUUCAUCCCCUAUGCUAAUGAGGACAGAGCCCAGUACAGGAGUAAACUGUCACCAGAUGCCAACCCUCAGAAGAUCGUCAACACGCUCCGUCUGCCGUCGGGAGUUGGCGCCACCUGCAUCCUCAAAACACCCUUCAACAGCACUCUGGACCAACUGGCUCAGACCCUGAACCCCAGUGCAAACAACUCCAAGACACUGGCUGCCCGCUACUUUGACUCUAUGUGUCUAGACUCUUUCACCCAGGGGGUACCGCUCUCCAACUUUGUGCCCCCUCCUCCCUCACCAGCGCCUUCUGAUGACCCUGACCCUCGCUUCGAGGACGGACUGUGGAACUACACAGCUGCCCCCCCAACCACAAUCCAUGAGCCAGUGACGUCUCCUCCAACCCUACCCCUGUCCAUCCAUGAGCCGGUGCGAUGUACCUGCUCCAUGCAGGGGACCGGCUUCUCUUGUCCCAGCGGGAUCGGAGGACGGCCCCCGCUGAUGAAAGUGGUGACCGGGGACAUCCUGGUGGACAUAACAGGCCGCAAUGUCUCAGAGUACCUCCUCUUCACCUCAGACAGACUGCGCUUGCACAGAUAUGGUGGUAUAACAGUGGGGAACAUCCAGAAAUCAAUCCCACCAUCCUUUGGGAGAAAGACACCUCCCAUGGUUCGCAAGAUAGCAGUUCGAAGAUCAUCUCAGGUCUUGUACAACAAUAAAGGGUACCACAGCAUGCCAACUUAUCUCAAUGUCCUCAACAAUGCCAUUCUCCGUGCCAACCUGCCUACAUCCAAGGGAAACCCCGCUGCUUAUGGAAUCACACUGACAAACCAUCCAAUGAAUCGCACCAGCGCCAGUCUCUCUUUGGACUACCUACUCCAGGGAACAGAUGUGGUGAUAGCGAUCUUCAUCAUUGUGGCCAUGUCCUUUGUGCCAGCCAGCUUUGUGGUGUUUCUGGUAGCGGAGAAAUCCACCAAGGCCAAACACCUGCAGUUUGUCAGUGGAUGUGACCCUGUCAUUUACUGGCUUGCUAACUACAUAUGGGACAUGCUGAACUAUUUGGUGCCAGCCACCUGCUGUGUCCUCAUUCUGUUUGUGUUUGACCUGCCGGCCUACACCUCUCCCACCAACUUCCCCGCCGUCCUCUCCCUCUUCCUGCUCUAUGGGUGGUCUAUCACUCCCAUCAUGUAUCCUGCCUCCUUCUGGUUCGAGGUGCCCAGUACAGCCUAUGUGUUCCUUAUUGUCAUCAAUCUCUUCAUUGGCAUCACUGCUACUGUGGCGACAUUCCUCCUCCAGCUGUUUGAGCACGACAAGGAUCUGAAAAGAGUCAACAGUUAUCUGAAGUCUUGUUUUCUCAUCUUCCCCAACUACAACCUGGGCCACGGCCUGAUGGAGAUGGCUUAUAAUGAGUACAUCAACGAAUACUAUGCUAAGAUAGGCCAGUUUGACAAGAUGAAGUCUCCGUUCGAGUGGGACAUUGUGACUCGAGGACUUGUCGCCAUGACCAUCGAGGGCUUCGUCGGCUUCCUCAUAACUAUCCUGUGCCAGUACAACUUUCUCAGGAAACCUCAGAGGGUGCCAGUGAGCUGCCAGCCGAUAGAAGAUGAUGAUGUCGACGUCGCCUGUGAAAGGAGGAGGGUGCUGCGAGGAGAUGCUGACAAUGACAUGCUAAAGAUUGACAACCUCACUAAGGUUUACAAGUCCAGGAAAAUGGGUCGUAUCUUGGCGGUGGACAGGCUAUGCCUUGGUGUCCGUCCAGGAGAAUGCUUUGGCUUGCUCGGGGUGAAUGGCGCAGGGAAAACCACCACUUUUAAAAUGCUGACCGGAGACGAGUCUACCACAGGAGGAGAAGCCUUCAUAAGUGGAAACAGCAUCCUGAAGGAUCUGUUGCGUGUGCAGCAGAGUAUCGGCUACUGCCCCCAGUUUGAUGCCCUGUUUGAGGACCUGACAGCGAGGGAACAUCUGGAGCUUUACACUCGCCUCCGCGGCAUUCCCUGGAAAGACCAGCAGAGGGUGGUGCAAUGGGCGCUAGAGAAACUAGAGCUGUCAAAGUAUGCAGACAAGCCUGCCGGCACCUACAGCGGUGGAAACAAACGCAAGCUUUCCACGGCCAUUGCCCUCAUUGGAUACCCCUCCCUCAUUUUCCUGGAUGAGCCCACCACUGGUAUGGACCCCAAGGCUCGUCGAUUCCUCUGGAAUUUAAUCCUUGACAUCAUUAAGACGGGCCGGUCCGUCGUGUUGACGUCACACAGUAUGGAGGAGUGUGAGGCUUUGUGCACCAGACUGGGCAUAAUGGUUAACGGCAGAUUUAAGUGCCUGGGCAGCAUCCAACACCUUAAGAACAGGUUUGGCGAUGGCUACAUGAUCACUGUGCGAACCAAGACCAGUUCCAGUGUGAAGGAGGUGGUCCGAUUCUUCAACAGGAACUUCCCUGAGGCUGUUUUAAAGGAGCGCCACCACACCAAGGUCCAGUACCAGCUGAAGUCAGAGCGCAUCUCUCUGGCUCAGGUGUUCAGUAAGAUGCAGCAGGUGGUGGAGGUGCUAGGCAUCGAGGACUACUCUGUCAGCCAGACCACUCUGGACAAUGUGUUUGUCAAUUUUGCAAAGAAGCAGAGCGACAACCUGGAGCAGCAGCAGCGUUCCCCACCGGGCGGUGGCCAGUCGCCCCUGCAGCGCAUCCUGAGCCUGCUGAAGCCUCGUCCAGCCAACACGGAGCUGAACGCCCUGGUCAGCGAGGAGCCGGAGGAGCUGGAGAGCGACGAUGAUGAAGGACUCAUCAGCUUUGAAGAGGAAAGGGUGCAGCUCUCCUUUAAUACAGACACUCUCUGCUGAAAUUAAGAAAAACUCAAAGAGCAGACAGACGUCAAAGACUGGCACCGAGGGACCAAGAGAAGAAAAAUAAAGCAUUUCAGAGACCUAUGGGGGUCAGAGAGAUGAUGGAGCUGCUCACCUAGACGAUGAAGAGGACCAGUUGGUACAGUAUUUCAGCCUCAAAUUUUUUGCCAUGGGAGCGACUGUCAUGUUUAUAUCCAUUUUAAAGUCUGACCCGGAUGGACAGAAAAUGCCAUGGGCGGUUUAAGAUCCUGUGCCAUAUGCCGUAGGUAGAGACACUGCAACAGUGGAAUGCUUACAUUUGUAAUGGAGUUGUCGUCUUGGAAUGUUUUCACAAUUACUUUGGGGAAUGUAUAUUCAUAGUGUGGUUGAAAGAUAGAUUGACCACCAAUGAUGUCAGAAAAAUAACUUAUUGUUCCUGAUACGGACUCCUUCAGUUGUUCCAAUAUUUUCUCAGUGUUUGAUGCCGAGGGUUGAAUUUCAUUUGCUCAAACACACUCCCUGCCAAAAGGGGCCUCAAGUGUAACUAGAAACGGCCCUUUAACCAGACUGUACCUGCCGGGAAAGCAUGCUGUGGAUAAAUCAAGUCGAAAUCAAAGUCGUUGUGUUGUAAUACGGUAUAUUUUUCUGUGGCGAGAAGGAUGAUUUAUUUUCGAUAUUGAAACCGCCUGUGGACUGAUGUCUUAUUUCCACAAGAACAGAGUUGUUGCUUUUUUCUGUUUUUUCUUUUCUUUUCUCAAUAAAACGCACCUUGGGAAGUGCCAUGUUUUGACGUGGAACUCGGCCGGCACUUUUUCUUCCAAAUCCACACCCAGGUUUUCCCGUUCAGAGAGAGGGUACACGGUGUCUCCCCGAUAUGAAACCUGGUGUAUUGUAAUGUGCAUUCUUGUCUCUCUUUGGUUCCUCCAUCCGAAAUGCUCUGUUUAUAUAUUUUGUGUGUGUGUGUGUGUGUCUGUGUGUGUGUGUCGUGUGGAUUCUGCCAUGAAGAUGCUAUAGACAGCAGACACGACGUUAAUGGCUUAUUUUACAGUUCAAGAUGGUGAAACAUUAAAACACGGAUGGGAAUUGAACUUAUUUACCUUCCAUAACCACUCACAGCUCUCUUACAGGAUGUUUAAUAUAAUAACUGCCCUAGCAUCACUGUGAUAUUUAAAGGGUUUCUCAGAUCAUGGAUGCAUUUCACACAGGAAUGUGCACAUUGGAUGGCGUAUGGGGAAACUUGGAUAUUAUGGGAUGGGUGGGUGACACGUAAAAAAUAUCCAUCUUUUAACAAGGGUGGUGGUUUUUCAGACUCCGUAUACAUUGGCAUGUACUUUCAACCAGUCUUCUCAUGAGGUGUAUGUUUUGUGAUAAAUUCAGUUGUAACCCAUCUCAUUACUGUCAAAGUAAUAAUUACUGAGCAACUUAUUUCACAGCUAACUUCAGUCAUAUUUUUGGUGGUAAUGUGGGGCUUAAUGUGAACUUUUUCUUACUUGAACAGGGUUGUCAUUAAAAAAUAACAACAACAAAAAAAUGAACAUUGACUGUUGUAAUUUAUUUAUUUUCUUAAGAAUCCUAAAACAGAGAGGUUAUGUUGCUGAAGUUUGGGGGCAACGGUUAUUUUUUAAAUUGUAAUGUGGAACUGCAAAGCAGUGUGAAGAGCAGCUUUGACUCAACAUGAUUAUGACCGUAACACUCUGAUAUAAAGCUCUGUGAUAUGAUUUCCAUCUCUCCCUCUGCCACCCAUCUGUGAUACACUGAUAUCAAAGUGUAGGACUUGUAAAAUGUCAAAAGAAAAGAUCAGGGACAGAACUGAAUUACAUUAGUACAUGUAUUAUGGAGUAAAGUCAUAGGUAGCUUAUGACACCAGCAACAACUGUAGGUCAGUGCAAUCAUUUGAUGAUGGGGUAUUAUUUAACCCCCCUCUCUCUCAUAUAUAUAUAUAUAUAUA